Panonychus citri (citrus red mite) is the source of this 1876-nucleotide messenger RNA. It is a transcript of the gene ldbr, whose product is annotated as lariat debranching enzyme A-like. The transcript has 2 exons. The record is from RefSeq and is a predicted model, not a curated record. Lineage: Eukaryota; Metazoa; Arthropoda; Arachnida; Trombidiformes; Tetranychidae. Gene Ontology annotation, cellular component: nucleus. Bases 176 to 1498 code for a protein of 440 amino acids. Gene Ontology annotation, biological process: mRNA splicing, via spliceosome. Gene Ontology annotation, molecular function: RNA lariat debranching enzyme activity.
GAAUAAGAAUAUUUCUUAAUACAAUUAACCGAUUUAAAUUAUUAACCAACUACCUUUUAUUAACUAUUAACUCUCACCAAAGGCUCUCAACUUAAUAACUUUAUUAAUCAGAUUGUUUUGUUUGUUUUUACUCACAUUUUCUCCGUUUUUAGCUACAGAUUCUUCAAAAUUCAAGAUGAAAGUUGCUGUUGUUGGCUGUCUCCAUGGUGAAUUGGAUCAAAUCUAUCAAGAAGUAACCGAGUUGGAAAAUCGCAAUAAAUAUAAGAUUGAUUUAUUGGUGAUUUGUGGUGAUUUUCAAUCAGUUCGAAAUGAAAAUGAUUUAAAGUGUAUAGCGAUGCCACCUAAAUACCGGAAACUUGGUUGUUUCCAUAAAUAUUACAGCGGUGAAAAAAUUGCUCCAUUUUUGACAAUAUUUAUUGGAGGUAAUCAUGAAGCCUCGAAUUAUUUGAUCACUUUACCUUAUGGUGGUUGGGUAGCUCCAAAUAUCUUUUAUAUGGGCUAUUCAAAUGUAAUCAGGUAUAAAGGAUUAAGAAUUGGCGGAAUUUCUGGUAUUUUUAAUCAUCAUCAUCGACAUUGUGGACAUUUUGAAAGAUUACCCAUGAGUGAGGAUACAAAGAGAAGUGCCUAUCAUACUAGACAUUUGGAAGCAUUCAGAUUCAUGAGCAUCAAAAAGCCUCUGGAUAUUUUCAUAUCUCAUGAAUGGCCGACGAAUGUUGUCCAUUACGGCAAUUUGAACUACCUGUUGAGAGUGAAACCUUGGUUUAGCGCCGAUAUUCAAAGUGGUAAACUAGGUAGUCCCAUGCUCGACGCUUUGAUGAGCCACCUUAAACCAUCAAGAUGGUUUGCUGCUCAUCUUCAUGUCCGUUAUGAGGCUCACAUACGUUUUGAUGAUGGAAAAGAAACUAAAUUUCUGGCCUUAGAUAAACCUCUUCCUAGAAGAAAAUACUUGGAAAUAGUGGACAUUGAAACCUCCAAUAGUUUAACAGAUGAUGAUUUUGUCAAUGAUGAUAAUCUCUAUUAUGAUAAAGAAUGGCUUUCAGUCCUGAGAGUCACCGACGAGUAUCUUUCGAUUGAAGAAAAACCGACAAAUCUUGUGCCUGAACUUUAUACACCACCGAGACUCGACAUGGAGAAAGAGUUAAUUUCUGUCGAGGAAAGAUUCAAGGGCUGUUAUAAAAUUGAGAAAAGUUUUUCGCAAAAUGAACCAGUUACUGAAAAUGGAGACUCUGAUCCAGAGAGAAUUCGCAACUUUACCAAUGAACAAACUGAAACUUUUUGUGCCAAACUUGGAAUUCGUGAUCCCAUGUCCAUGAUUCUGAAUGAAAACAAACAUGUUUCUAAUCCUGAGGAAAUAUCGUUAAGUGAUGAUGAAGAAGAUGAAGAAACAACAGUAACAAAUGUAACAACGACGGAUUCAGAUUUCGUUGAAGAAAAUUCUGAAAUUCCAUCCAAAAAGUUGAAAAUUGACACUAAACAAGAAGAUUCUCUGGUUGCUUGAUUUCUUUUAUAAUAUUCACUCAUUUUGAUCUCAUAAAAUAAUUGACCCUUCUCAUAUUUUCGAGAGAAAUCAAUCUCUUUAUUUCUGUGGACCAAACUUUUAAAUUGAGUUUUCUCUUCAUCUGUGGCCUCACUUGAUUCCUUUACUCUUUUUCGAGAUUCAUCCAAUUUUCUUCUCUUCUUAAUGUCUCCAGACUCUCAUGUAAUUAUUAAUCAAAACGAUCCAAUUUUGUAAAAAUUUUUCCUUCACCAUUCAUAUUUCCAAUAAUUAUUUGACAAGUGAUCGAUGAUCACCAACCACUUGUUGAUCCUAAAGAUGACAAAAAGAAAACCAAUGUUACUAUCGAUUAAUAAUAAUAAAAGAUGAUCAAAUUCUAGU